AUGGCACCUUCACUCUCUCAUCCGUCCAGGUCGGAAUCCCCCUCGAAGGUAGAUAUUCCUAUGGCAGAUGCCAAUGGCCAUACAUCCAAAACUAUGGAGGGAGCCCGUGACGAGGACCACAGCAUGAUGGAUUACCAGGAUACUCCGGACUACACGUAUUCAGAUGGAAAGUCUAACCUCUGCCAGGAUUCUGAUACCAAUCCAAAUACGACUGCAAGUAGCAUCGCUGGCGAUACAGUUCAACAAGAUGGGCGCAAACGAAGAUCAGAGGCAUUUCAGCUCCGGAAAAGUGUGCUGGGCCGAAAACAUGGGCGUCUCGAUGAAUCGAAGGAAGAUGAUUCGAUCCGCAGAUUUCGCUACCUACUUGGACUGACUGACCUUUUUCGGCACUUUAUUGAAACGAAUCCAAACCCCCGCAUAAAAGAAAUCAUGGCAGAGAUUGAUCGUCAAAAUGAAAUGGAGGCUGGCGCCAGGAAAGGUCUCACGCGUAAAGGUGGUGCUAGUGGGGAGCGGCGGCGGCGGACAGAACAAGAAGAAGAUGCGGAACUCCUGAAAGACGAGAAGCGCGGUGGCCAGGCCGAAACGUCUCGCUUCACGAGAAUGGCAUUUCCUGGAAUUCUCGCCGACGAGAUGGGUCUCGGGAAGACACUACAGACAAUCGCAUUUUUGGGCUAUCUAAGGCACAUUUGUGGCAUAACUGGUCCACAUCUCAUUACUGUUCCAAAAUCAACUCUCGACAAUUGGCAUCGAGAAUUCUCGAAGUGGACUCCUGACGUCAAUGUUCUCGUUCUUCAGGGAGCAAAAGAUGACCGCCACAAGCUCAUCAAUGAGCGGCUCGUCGACGAAAAGUUCGACGUAUGUAUCACCAGUUACGAAAUGGUUCUGAGGGAGAAAUCUCAUUUGAAAAAGUUCGCCUGGGAAUAUAUCGUCAUUGACGAGGCUCAUCGGAUAAAAAAUGAAGAAUCUUCUCUGGCUCAAAUCAUCCGCGUUUUCCACUCAAGGAAUCGACUCCUAAUUACUGGAACACCCCUCCAGAAUAAUCUCCAUGAGCUUUGGGCACUUCUCAAUUUUCUUUUACCUGAUGUCUUUGGAGACUCUGACGCAUUCGACCAGUGGUUCUCCAAUCAGGAAGCAGAUCAGGAUACCGUGGUGCAGCAACUCCAUCGAGUUCUCCGACCAUUUUUGCUCCGCCGUGUUAAGGGUGAUGUUGAAAAGAGUUUGCUUCCCAAGAAGGAAAUGAACUUGUAUGUUGGCAUGUCUGAUAUGCAGGUAAAAUGGUACCAGAAAAUCCUGGAGAAGGAUAUCGAUGCGGUCAAUGGAGCCCAAGGCAAACGUGAAUCCAAAACCCGUCUACUUAAUAUAGUUAUGCAACUGAGGAAAUGCUGCAACCACCCGUAUCUUUUUGAGGGUGCAGAGCCGGGGCCUCCUUACACCACUGAUGAGCAUCUGAUUGAUAACGCUGGAAAGAUGGUGAUUUUGGAUAAAAUUUUAAAGCGAAUGAAGAAUCAAGGAAGCCGCGUCUUAAUUUUCUCACAGAUGAGCCGGGUUCUUGAUAUUUUGGAGGAUUAUUGUGUUUUCAGAGAACAUCAAUAUUGUCGAAUUGACGGCUCGACUGCCCAUGAAGAUCGUAUUGCUGCAAUUGACGAAUACAACCGCCCUGGCUCGGAGAAGUUUAUCUUCCUCCUUACGACACGAGCUGGGGGUCUAGGAAUCAAUCUCACGAGCGCUGAUAUUGUCAUACUGUAUGACAGCGACUGGAAUCCCCAAGCAGAUUUACAGGCCAUGGAUCGCGCUCAUCGUAUCGGCCAGACAAAGCAAGUUGUUGUUUUCCGUUUUGUGACUGAAAAUGCAAUUGAAGAAAAAGUCCUCGAACGCGCAGCACAAAAACUAAGACUAGAUCAACUGGUUAUCCAACAAGGACGAGCUCAGCAGCAAGUCAAGAAUGCCGCGUCUAAAGAUGAACUGCUGAGCAUGAUCCAGCACGGUGCCGCUAGCGUUUUCAAUACCAAGGGCCCAACGGGAGCUCUAGCGAAAGGCAAUGACAUUUCAGAAGAUGAUAUCGACGAAAUUUUGAGAAAAGGCGAAGAACGUACAGCGGAACUGAAUAAGAAAUAUGAGAAACUUGGAAUCGAUGAUCUUCAGAAGUUCACAUCCGACAACGCGUAUGAGUGGAACGGAGAGGACUUCACCAAUCGAAAGAAGGAUAUUGCUAUCAACUGGAUCAACCCUGCAAAACGUGAACGGAAAGAACAAUCGUACUCUAUGGACCAGUAUUAUCGACAGGCGUUGGCUACUGGAGGUAGGACUGCUGACCCAAAACCCAAGGUCCCGCGAGCACCGAAACAGAUUGCCAUUCAUGACUGGCAGUUCUUCCCUCCAAAACUACAGGAGUUACAGGAAAAAGAAACCGCCUACUUCCAUAAGGAGAUUGGAUACAAGGCAGUUCUCCCUGAUGGGCCUGACGAGGAACUCAGUGAUAGAGAAGCUGAGCGAGAAUUGGAGCAACAGGAAAUCGACAAUGCCGUUCCGUUGACGGAAGAGGAACAGGAGGAAAAGGCCGCAUUAUCCGAAGAAGGCUUUGGCAACUGGAAUCGACGAGACUUUCAACAAUUUAUCAACGGAUCCGCAAAGUUCGGUCGCACUAAUUAUAACGAGAUUGCUACAGAAGUAGACAGCAAGGAUCCCGAGGAGAUCAAAGAGUAUGCAAAGGUGUUCUGGAAGCGAUAUACUGAAAUUCAAGAUUACCCUAAACAUAUCCGUGUCAUCGAACAAGGUGAAGAGAAGAUGCGCAAAAUGAACCACCAGCGCAAGAUGCUUCGCAAGAAAAUGGAAAUGUACCGCGUCCCACUCCAACAACUGAAAGUGAAUUAUACCGUCUCCACGACAAAUAAGAAGGCAUGGCGUCGAUGGCGAGGGCCUCUAUGA
Molecule: messenger RNA, 2925 nt
Organism: Histoplasma mississippiense
Lineage: Eukaryota; Fungi; Ascomycota; Eurotiomycetes; Onygenales; Ajellomycetaceae
Product: chromatin remodelling complex ATPase chain ISW1
Exons: 6
Coding region: 1-2925 (974 amino acids)
Biological process (GO): nucleosome organization; regulation of transcription by RNA polymerase II
Cellular component (GO): chromatin; nucleus
Molecular function (GO): ATP binding; nucleosome binding; DNA binding
Source: RefSeq, a predicted model, not a curated record